Molecule: messenger RNA, 343 nt
Organism: Cylindrotheca closterium
Lineage: Eukaryota; Bacillariophyta; Bacillariophyceae; Bacillariales; Bacillariaceae
Source: the annotation of a GenBank genome assembly
AUGGAAGUGAAUCCGUCUGAAGAAAUCUGGUCUUUACGUAUUUUGGCUAUGCGGAUUUCUUUACAAAAUCCGUUUUCCUUUUUCGGUAUUGAUGAGUUUGAAGGCAAACCGGACGACAACCAUUUCUUUUCCGGCGAAAUGUCCAAUCCACGGCUACGCUUGGAGCAUCCCUUGGUGGGCUUUUGGUUAAUUUGCUCCGAGUUGUUUGAUUAUCCCUGGAUUAAUGAGUUUCUGUUGGAGUAUUACGACGACCCGCCAUCCGCAAUUGUCGACGCAAUCAAACAAACAAGAAGGGGCAAGUCUAUCAACAAUGCUCCAAAUCGAGAAUCAGUGAAGGAACCGG